Molecule: messenger RNA, 2292 nt
Organism: Aureobasidium melanogenum CBS 110374
Lineage: Eukaryota; Fungi; Ascomycota; Dothideomycetes; Dothideales; Saccotheciaceae
Exons: 3
Coding region: 1-2292 (763 amino acids)
Biological process (GO): intracellular iron ion homeostasis; copper ion import; iron ion transport
Cellular component (GO): plasma membrane
Molecular function (GO): ferric-chelate reductase activity
Source: RefSeq, a predicted model, not a curated record
AUGAAGACUCUUGUCGCCUUUGGUUUCGGUCCACCGAUCUUUCUCGCUCGUCUUGUUUCAGCCGAGACACAGUAUGGAGUUCUUGGAUUCGGCAUCCCAAUGUAUCAGCCCUUGUGCUGUUACUCUUGUCAUGAUGCACUGUCUGCUCUUUACUUGAAUUGCACAAUCUUCUCGGACGACAUGGACAUGAGUCAUAGCGGCAUGGACAUGAAGUUGAUCAAACGUAUGGAUAUGGGAAGCGAAUCCAUGGCAACAACAAGUGAUGCCUGCUAUGCCAGCGAUCGGACCUGGCUGGAGACCUUCUCCUACUGCAUUCACGAAAAAUGUGCACAGGACAGCGCUAACGAGAGUGAACAGGGCCAAUGCUUCUCCAAGUUGGCCGCCAAUGGACUACACGUUCCUACAUUACAGGCUUCUCUACCAUCGACCACACCCGUCGUCGAACUGGAAGCAGAUUCCACCUGGCUAAACUCGACAAGCCUUGUCAAUGAAAAUGCCUACCUCUCCAAUUAUGUCACAAUGAAGGAGUUUGUAUUGUCCGAACACAGACACACUCGUUACGCACUUAUCAGCAUGCUCUUCGUCGUAGGCAUCUGUAUCAUUUCAGGAAUCUGGAAGAUGCACAUAACACCCAACUUCGGGCACGGCAGCUUGUCACUAAAGGUCGGCCAGUAUUUGCUGGUCCCUGCUACGUUCAACGGCCGACACUUAUCGCCGUUGCCUUACCGACUUGGUUAUCUGCCCAAGCGCGGCCUCACAAUUUUUAUUGCCUCAUACGUUGUUCUCAACAUCAUCUUCUCAGCCGUUUCAUUCCACCAUGUCACGCCAAAUGCCUGGUAUGUUGACCGUCGCCACGAAAUUGCUGCCUACGUCUCGAAUCGUACCGGCAUUCUCAGCUUUGCGAAUCUCGCUCUCGCAAUCCUUUUCUCUGGUCGUAACAAUCUACUCAUACUCAUCACUGGUUGGAGCCAGAGCACAAUGCUAGCUAUCCACCGUUGGGCGUCUCGAGUUGCGACUGUUCAAGCUGUCGUACAUUCGAUCAUCUAUACUAUUACCUACUUCUGGACUGGUGGAGCAGCUGCAUAUCGAAUAGAAGCAGCUAUGCCGUACUACUGGUGGGGUAUCAUCGCUACCGUUGUGCUGUGUCUCGCUGUAUGCUUUGCGAUUCUUCCCAUAAGGAUCCGAUCCUACGAAUUCUUCCUGAUCACACAUAUAGCGUUUGCUAUACUUGCGCUGAUGGGCUGUUGGUAUCAUAUCGAUCUGCGCUUUGGCAACAAAUGGGGCUACAAGGUCUGGUUGUACAUCGCAUUUGCUUUUUGGGCCUUUGACCGACUAAUGCGUUUCUUCCGCCUCGUGUACUUCAACUAUUCUGGCAGUCCCAUUGCAGUGGUCAAACAAAUUCCGCAUACCGAUAUACUACAAAUGACGAUACACCCGAAGAAGGCAUGGAGAGUGCGACCUGGUCAACACUCUUUCUUAUACAUACCACUUCUUGGCAAACCUUGGGAAAAUCAUCCAUUCACCAUCGCAUCCUGGAGUUGCCCAGAACCCACUCGUAACACGCCGGUCGUGUCAAAUGCAUCUAUUGUGAAGGAAGCGGAACUGCACAAUGUGGAAAUUGACGACUCUUCUGAUUCACAGCACACCCACGACUCGAAUUGUUCUGAUCAAGUAGUAUGUCUGAUGCGAGCCAGAAAAGGGAUGACCGCCUCACUACUUCAGAAGCUGCGUAGAUCGGAGGCAAGCGCUUUGCCCAUAUCCAUCCUUACCGAAGGACUCUACGGCGGACAUCGUGCUACAUUGCUACCAUUGGAGACUGCAAACACUAUCUUGUGUGUGGCUGGAGGCAUUGGCAUCACAAGCUGCAUGAGCUUCUUGCAGCAAUACGUUGAUGAGUCUCGAUCUACUAAUUCUGCUUCAAAGCCUCUGAUGAGCCAUGCAACAAGAUUUGUGCUCGCUUGGUCGGCAAAAGAAGAAGCCCUCCUACAGCAUGUGUCCACCUUUCUUUUGCCUGAGCCCGCGGCUCAGUCACAAAACAAGCAUCUCGAGUACCAGUUCUGGUGUACUGGCGAGCAGAGCAGUCAAGACAAGGGACUUGAGCAAAGUAUCAACUUGCGAAAUGGCAGAAUGAAUGUCGGAGAGGUUGUUAGAUCUGUAGCGGAGAGGGGAAAAAGAGUCGUGGUAGUGGUUUGCGCGCCCGGUGCCAUGUCAGAUGAAGUCCGAGAAGCUGUGGUUGGAUGUCUGAGAGAUGGUAUGCGGGUCGACUUGAUCGAAGAGGCUUUUGCGUGGUAG